GCCGGGUCCUGGCAGCUGCGGGCGCGGCGCGAGGCGAUCGGGACGCGGCAGCGGGGACGACGACCCAGGCGCUAGCGGAGGCCGAGCCGAGCAGCCCCGGCCCGCGGAGACAUGAGCGCGCGGCCGCCCGCCGCACCCCGGGCGCAGUGGCCCGACCCCGCCGCCCCGUGAUGGGCUCCUGCGUGUCGCGAGAUCUGUUCACAAGUGCCCACAAAGACUGCCCCAGGCCCCAGGGCACAGACCUCCUGAAUCGGGAUCUGCCCUCCAGCUAUCCACCUGCCACUGUUCCAGAUCAUGUCGCUGGCAAGGACAAGCAGAUGGACUUCUGUUGGGAUCCCUGGCAGAGGUGCUUCCAGACCACCAACGGCUACGUAUCUGACUCUAGAGCCUGCACCAGCAACUACAGCGUGGCUGCCCUGGCCACCUCAUCCCUUGUGGGGGUGGUACAAAGCAUCAAGGACCACAUCACAAAGCCCACAGCCAUGGCUCGUGGCCGAGUGGCCCACCUCAUCGAGUGGAAAGGCUGGAGCGCCCAGCAGUCAGGCUGGGGGCUGUCCCCAGCAGAAGAUGAACAUUAUUGCUGUCUCCCGGACGAGCUACGAGAAGCCCGCUUUGCUGCAGGUGUCGCUGAGCAGUUUGCCAUCACAGAGGCCACUCUGAGUGCCUGGUCCUCCCUGGAUGACGAAGAACUGCAGCCAGAGGACAGUACCCAGGGUGCCUUCCAGCUCCAAGACCUGGAGAGCAUCUACCUUCAGGACAGCCUCCUGAGUGGUCCUUCACAGGACGACAGUCUCCUAGCCUGCUCCCCUGGCCUCACCCUUGAUGAUGGCUGGCCCUCACCGGAGGAGCCCCCUAGCCCCACCCAGCAGCAUCGGCAGCGGCUGCCAGCGGCUCAGGGGCCUGACAGUGGAGCCCGCUUGCACGGCUCCCUGCCCUCCGUGGACAGUGGCUCUCUCUCAGAAGAGGAGGAUGAAGUGUUCUACAGCUGAGGCGAGCUGGCCAGUCCGGUGUCCGCACACCUUGCUGGGAGGCCAAUGCUAGCCCGGCACUGGGCAUCUCUUGACUCCUUGGGGCAAACACAGGGUGGAAUGUGGCAGGGAUGGUAGCCAUCAUUCCUGUGCACCACUCAGUGCCUCCGUGGACCUGCCCUCAACAGUGGGAGCCCCUGCUUUGUGUGCUUGGCCUCUCCAGGGCCUCUGCCCUCGGCCUGCUCCUGGGCUCUAAGCAGACACCAGGGCAACCGGCCCCAGGAGAGCUGACAGGCCCCCGGGAGGACACCGUGGAAAGAGUGGGAGGGUCAUUUGGAGGGGCCCGGGGAGCCAGCCUUGACUUGGGCUCAGCCCCUUCCCACUCACGCUGUGCAUCUGUCCCGUGGAAGGGUGGGACUGUUUCUUCUGGUCAAGCCAUUCCUCAACUCGCUGAUGUCUCUGGAGGGUCUGUGUGUCCCUCCCCUCUUACCUGGUUCCUCUGUGACCCCAGCCAAGAGAACCCACGUUCCCCCUCCCCCUCCCCUUCACCUCCCACAGGGUUCUCUGGUGACAUUAAAGUAGUGUGCUCAUCCUGGA
Messenger RNA from Peromyscus californicus insignis, 1565 nucleotides. It is a transcript of the gene Fam131c, whose product is annotated as family with sequence similarity 131 member C. The transcript is spliced from 7 exons. NCBI's taxonomy places the organism in Eukaryota, Metazoa, Chordata, Mammalia, Rodentia, Cricetidae. Bases 171 to 989 code for a protein of 272 amino acids. The record is from RefSeq and is a predicted model, not a curated record.